AGGGAAGGCAUGAGUGGCAGACCCGCAGCAAGGCAGUGGGGUAAGUGUGGACCAUUGUGUAGAAGAGAGAACAUCAUGGUGGCUUUCAGAGGGGUCUGGACUCAAGCUUUCUGGAAGGCAGUCACAGCAGAAUUUCUGGCUAUGCUCAUCUUUGUGCUCCUCAGCCUGGGAUCUACCAUCAACUGGGGGGGAACAGAAAAGCCCCUACCUGUCGACAUGGUUCUCAUCUCCCUCUGCUUUGGACUCAGCAUUGCAACUAUGGUGCAGUGCUUCGGCCACAUCAGCGGCGGCCACAUCAACCCUGCUGUGACAGUGGCCAUGGUGUGCACCAGGAAGAUGAGCAUCGCCAAGUCUGUCUUCUACGUCACGGCCCAGUGCCUGGGCGCCAUCAUCGGAGCCGGGAUUCUCUACCUGGUCACACCUCCCAGUGUGGUGGGGGGCUUGGGGGUCACCACGGUUCAUGGAAAUCUUACCGCUGGUCACGGUCUCCUGGUGGAGUUGAUAAUCACAUUUCAGUUGGUGUUUACUAUUUUUGCCAGCUGUGAUUCCAAACGGACUGAUGUCACUGGUUCAGUAGCUUUAGCAAUUGGAUUUUCUGUUGCAAUUGGACAUUUAUUUGCAAUCAAUUACACCGGUGCCAGCAUGAAUCCCGCCCGAUCCUUUGGACCUGCAGUUAUCAUGGGAAAUUGGGAAAACCACUGGAUAUAUUGGGUCGGACCAAUAAUAGGAGCUGUCCUCGCUGGUGGCCUUUACGAGUAUGUCUUCUGUCCAGAUGUUGAACUCAAACGUCGUUUGAAAGAAGCCUUCAGCAAAGCUGCCCAGCAAACAAAGGGGAGCUACAUGGAAGUGGAGGACAACAGGAGUCAGGUAGAGACUGACGACUUGAUCUUAAAACCUGGAGUGGUGCAUGUGAUUGACAUUGACCGGAGCGAGGAGAAGAAGGGGAAAGACCCAUCGGGUGAGGUGUUGUCUUCAGUAUGA
Neomonachus schauinslandi (Hawaiian monk seal) is the source of this 981-nucleotide messenger RNA. It is a transcript of the gene AQP4, whose product is annotated as aquaporin 4. The coding region runs from base 10 to 981 and encodes 323 amino acids. The record is from RefSeq and is a predicted model, not a curated record. NCBI's taxonomy places the organism in Eukaryota, Metazoa, Chordata, Mammalia, Carnivora, Phocidae. Gene Ontology annotation, cellular component: basolateral plasma membrane; plasma membrane. The transcript has 5 exons. Gene Ontology annotation, biological process: transmembrane transport. Gene Ontology annotation, molecular function: water channel activity.